GUGACUUGAGGAAAAGUACAAUUCACGGAAACUCUUGUUUUUUUUUUUCCCUCCUCCUUACCGGAACUUUAAAACUAUUUACGGAUACGGUGAAAGAUUCCAGGGACUGGAUACAUUUUAUCGGAAAGACUUGGUUCCGCGGUUCACCUCUUCACUCCAGCGGAGGAUUAUUAUUACCCAUGAUUCCGCGCCGCCCUUGCGAAAAACACUGGCGGAUUCAGGCGUUUCAGUGGAGCGAAGGGGUAGUCGCUAAGAUGUCAGAAAGUAGUCUGCGUUGCGCCGCUUGCUCAGGAGCAGCAGGAGAUUGGUAGGAAGUGUAAUAAGGAGCCAGCGAAUGUUCUGCGUAUCCCGUCAUCCCUCUCGCGCUUUGCUUCUCCUGUUGAGUGUCUGAAACUUUCCCACUAGGCAAGCCGAGUCUUUUUUCCUCUGCGCUGCUGAGUCCUAGUUCCAGUCGCUCCGUGCGCCUGACAGUUGAAAGCCAUUAACUAUUUAACUGGCACUUGGAUCCCUUGUCGUGUCUCUACGGCGGAGAAAAAGGAGCAGAAUGAACACGAACAUCAUAUACGCCGGCAGGAAGAGGAGAAAACCCGUCCAGAAAAUAAUUAAGCCAACACAGGCUGAAAGUGUCAAGUCCAACCCAUCUAAGAGGCACAGAGAUCGCCUGAACACUGAGCUGGAAAGAUUGGCAAGCCUGCUUCCAUUCCAAGAGGAGAUAAUAUCAAAACUUGACAAGCUUUCCGUGCUUAGACUCAGUGUUAGCUAUUUAAGGGCCAAGGGUUUCUUUGAAGCGGCGCUGCAGCAGAGCAAGACAGAUGGUAACGGCAGAACACAAAAGCAGGCCGAAUUGCGCUCGCUGGAAGGUGAACUCUUGUUGCAGGCUCUGAAUGGAUUUGUCUUGGUGGUUGCCUCUGAUGGCUUGGUCUUUUUUGCAUCUUCCACUAUUCAGGACUAUUUGGGUUUUCAGCAGUCUGAUGUAAUUCACCAAAGUGUUUAUGAGUUAAUACAUACCGAGGAUCGACUUGAGUUCCAACGUCAGCUUCACUGGGCUUUUGACCCAGCUCAUCCCUCAAGCUCUGUUCAGAGAUCCCCAGAUGAAGAGUUCUCAGCACUCAAUUGCUAUAAACCAGAACAACUCCCUCCUGAAAAUUCUUCCUUCAUGGAAAGGAAUUUUGUCUGCAGGUUAAGAUGCCUUCUGGAUAAUUCUUCUGGAUUUCUGGCAAUGAACUUUCAAGGUCGUCUGAAGUUUCUGCAUGGACAGAAUAAAAAAGGGAAAGAUGGGUCAAUACUUCCUCCACAGCUAGCCCUUUUCACUUUGGCUACUCCACUACAGUCUCCUUCAAUCCUGGAGAUCCGAGCCAAAAACUUCAUUUUCAGAACCAAGCACAAAUUAGACUUCACACCAAUUGGUUGUGAUGCCAAAGGCAGCAUGGUGCUGGGAUAUACAGAAGCUGAGCUAUGUGUGAGAGGAACCGGAUACCAAUUUAUUCAUGCUGCAGAUAUGCUCUAUUGUGCAGAGAAUCAUACCCGAAUGAUCAAGACCGGGGAAAGUGGCAUGACUGUGUUUAGACUACUUACUAGAGAUACUGGAUGGGUCUGGGUUCAAGCAAACGCUCGACUAGUCUACAAAAAUGGGAGACCGGAUUAUAUCAUUGCAUCACAAAGAGCACUAACAGAGGAAGAAGGAGCAGAACAUCUGCGGAAGAGAAGUGGAAAACUGCCCUUCCUUUUAACAACUGGCGAGGCAGUUCUUUAUGAAUCUUCAUUUCCUCUACAAACCAUUAUGGAGGUCGCACCAACUAAAGCAAAGGCAACAUCCGCCAAAGGCAGUUCUUCCAAAAAUGAGCCACCGGUUAAGCCAUCCUCGCUCUUGGGGGCUAUGAUGAGACAGGAUGAGUCUGUUUACAGUUGUCCACCAGCAUCAAAAAUAUUUUCUUUUGACAACUAUUUUCAAGAUCUCCGAAGUGAACUAAGCAAUAACUUUACCAGUAGUCAGCCAGAGAAUUGUUUACCAGUAAUAAAUAACAAUUUAAAGCUUGAAGGAGCAGCUUGUUCCCUGGGGAAUUUGGCACAUACCUCUGAUUGUUCAGAAGUGUUUCCUGAAAGCAAAAAUAAUGAACUUUAUAAUAUUAUGAAUAGUCUUGGCAUUGAUGUUGAUGACUUGGAAAUGAUCCAGCAGGAUGAAGCAUUUUUUAGGAAUGAAUUUGAUUAUUCCGAACUUAGUGAUAUUGAUGUGGCAGAUGAAAUACUGACUUAUGUUCAAGAGACUCUAAACAAAAAAACAGACUGUAUGUUUAUGAACAAUGCCCAGCCAAUGCCUUGUGUACCAGAGCCGUCCAGUAUAACACCGAAUCCUAUGAAUCCACCUCAAAUACAGCACCCAAGCAAAAUGAUGCCCCAACAGCUGAGUCAACAAAUGAAACACAUGCAAGUCAAUGGCAUGCUUACAAACUGGAAUUCUGUGAACAAUGUACCUCCAACUUUUCAAGAGCAGCAGUGCGAGCGAUACAAUGUUUCCAGUAUAAAUGACAUGACUCAUGAACUUUACAAAUCUGCACUUAGCAGUGCUCCCUAUGCUUGCAAGCAAGAGUAUAUGCCUUAUCAGGAGCCUUCAAACCUUACACAGAUGGACUUUGAUCUUGGAAAUGUGGAAAGAUCUGUUUAUACUAAUCCUACAAAUUUGGAGGGGUUUCUGGAAUGUUUACCACAGAACUCUGGAAUCCAAGAAUGUGGAUUAGAUUCCCAGACCCUCAUGGUGACUCCUCAGUCUUGCUAUUCUGGUGCUGUAUCAAUGUAUCAGUGCCUACCUGAAUCAUCCCCGGCAACGUGCCUGAAUCAAAUGCAAUAUAAUGCAGUCAUGGCAGCUCAGCAGCCGCUAUUAAACAAGUUCCAAACUGGAUUUAACGGAGGCACUAUUAAUGAAACAUAUGCUGCACCAGUGGAUAUUGUAAACAGUUCCCCAGCUGGUAACCAUCUUCCACCUCAUCACCUCCACCAUCACCUAGCCGAUUCCAAACAUUUCCCUGAUCUGCAACCAAGUGGAUUUAUGUAAAGAAAUGUGAGGAGAGCAGCAUUUUUUUGCUCAGAUAAGUUUUUCUGCUGGCCUAAAGAACAGACUUCAUACUGAAAAUGCUUUAAAAGCUUUAUCACAUCCUAAAACAAAAUGUUUAUUUAGGCUAAAUGCACUUUGUAAGCCGGAGAAGCUGAAGGCUAAUAUGAUUUGCUAGGGCUGGCCAGGCCUGGAUUUGGAGAGCGCUUAUUCCCUUCCUCCUUUCUUUCAGUGGAGUUUAAGUAUGUGUAUUUUUUCAAUACAUGUGUGUAAUAUAUAUUUUAACCAGUUAAAACAUAAGAUAAGGCAAAUGUUUUUUGUUAACCCUUCACCGCUGUGUAAUCAAAUUGCUUAACUCUAAAGCACUUCGGGCCAAAAAUCGAAAUGCUUGGUACACUUUUAUUUAUGUAAAGAGACCGUGAAAUAUGCGUGGACUUUCCAAGAAAUAGAAUGAUUUCUACAAUAUCAUGAUCGUGUAACUACAGCACUUAAUUCAAGCAGCAGUUGUGUGCAUUAUCUGAAACUGGCAGGUCAGUUUACUAUGCAUCUUGAAUUGCACUAUACCAUCGAAAAAGCAGAGUAAAAUGUUUUUCAUCCAC
Molecule: messenger RNA, 3645 nt
Organism: Xenopus laevis (African clawed frog)
Lineage: Eukaryota; Metazoa; Chordata; Amphibia; Anura; Pipidae
Gene: ahr.S
Product: aryl hydrocarbon receptor S homeolog
Biological process (GO): regulation of transcription by RNA polymerase II; regulation of DNA-templated transcription; intracellular receptor signaling pathway
Cellular component (GO): transcription regulator complex; aryl hydrocarbon receptor complex; nucleus
Molecular function (GO): DNA-binding transcription factor activity; nuclear receptor activity; protein dimerization activity
Source: RefSeq, marked provisional